AUGGUUGACUACCCAUACAGCUUCAAGAAUCAGACCACUUGCAGGAAGCCGACACAAUACUUUAGUGCCAUAAGACUCUUGGACUACUGCAUACUAAGCAGCCAGAUAAGGUGCCACUCAAAUGCUGUGAUGGGCCUCCGCGUCAGGUACUCGUGUGUCCCGGGUGCUUCUGAUUUGGCCCUGCGACUGAAGCCCCGUCCAAAUGUCCUUGGUUGGCCAAUCCACGGUCGCAAUGGCUGUCUCUUAGACCGGGCAUGCAUCAUCCCGCCCAAGGCACCAACUGCCAGACCCGAUCUUUUCUGGCCAGUCAUUGUCACCGCUUCGAGUGUUUGGAUGGGUCCUCCCGAUCUUUCGGUGUAUAUCCCAAUGGCCUGUACUCCGUCCACGCAGGAGGUGGCCAUUGCAGCCCGGGGUGGCCAUCAUCACAAGGGUUAUUGCGCAGUAGCGUGUUCAGGGGCAACCCCGACAGGCGCGAAAGAUAACUAA
Aspergillus niger is the source of this 486-nucleotide messenger RNA. RefSeq lists its product as hypothetical. Lineage: Eukaryota; Fungi; Ascomycota; Eurotiomycetes; Eurotiales; Aspergillaceae. The transcript is spliced from 2 exons. Bases 1 to 486 code for a protein of 161 amino acids. The record is from RefSeq and is a predicted model, not a curated record.